Molecule: messenger RNA, 3388 nt
Organism: Telopea speciosissima
Lineage: Eukaryota; Viridiplantae; Streptophyta; Magnoliopsida; Proteales; Proteaceae
Product: BEL1-like homeodomain protein 6
Exons: 6
Coding region: 718-2949 (743 amino acids)
Biological process (GO): regulation of transcription by RNA polymerase II
Molecular function (GO): RNA polymerase II cis-regulatory region sequence-specific DNA binding; DNA-binding transcription factor activity, RNA polymerase II-specific
Source: RefSeq, a predicted model, not a curated record
AGAGAGGAAUGUGUUUGAAGCAGAGAGAAGAGAAGAUGGGUUGAAGAGAGGUUUAGGUCUACCUACUGGUGGUUAGGGAUUUGAACACCAUAACAAUAGCAAAACCAACAUCACCAGCAACAACAGAAGCUGGAACUCAAAGAAGAAAAGAAAAAAAGGUGAAAGGGAAAGGAAAAGGCUCUUAUUUUGGGAUGAUCUAUUGAGUUUUGUGAGAAACUUUUAAGAGGUUUUAAUGGAGAGAGUUUAGAGAGGGGAUGUUUCUCACGUGGGAUGAUGGAAUGAUGGAUGGAGAACAUACGAAUUAAAAAGAAAAGAAAAGGGGUGAACGAACGUAUAACUGUUGUUGUUAAUGCUGCUGUUGUUGUUAUUCUUUAUUUAACAAAGAAAAAAUCUAUCUUUUAAACAAGUGUUCUAUGUUUUUUAUUGUUGUAUUUGUUCGAUGAAAAGGAACGUUGGUUUUGAAUCUUGGGAUUGGGUUGUCUCCGUUUUGGGAGGAUUGUAUCAGCAGAUCGAGUGUGCUUUCGAGCUUUUCUGCUCCCCACGAAAGACACAGCACUCUCGGGUUUUCAGGUGAAAACAAGGACGGGUUGUAAGGAUUCGAGAUCGAAUUUUAGAAGCUACAGGAGAUUUUUGAGAUAUUUUAAGGGUUGCUAAUACCUGGUCACUGUUCUUCCCCGAGGAGGCUGGUGAUGUGUUAUCUUUCGAGGAGGAGUAAGCAUGGCUACUUAUUUCCCCGGUUCCAGCAACCAAAGAGAAGUCAUACCAACCCUAUAUGCAAGGGACCCUGUACCUACUACUUCAUAUGCUGAGGAAUCGGUUCUUCCUGGAAACAUGAUGAUGUAUAUGAACUACUCGUCUUCUGCUGGUUCCUACUCAGAAUCCCUAGCUGGAAAUUCUCAGCCUCAGCAGAAUUGCGGCGAGCUUCCUUCCAUGGGAACAUCAGAAUCAACUGCUACACAGCAAGGCACCUUCUCAAAUCUUGUGGGUUCUCAUCUUGGUGAACAACAACAGUUUGGUGUGUGGAGGGACGGCAGAAAUGAGAUGAUGUUCAUGCGGCCGGCUGGUGGCUCCACUAGCAUGCAAUCGUUUGGUGGGCAGUUAAACAGCAAAGCGGAUGAUAUGGUACGCGGCUCCGUUGCUGAGGAUUCCCAGGUGGGUCUGCAGAGACAACUUGGGAUUCUACAUGGUGGACAGAAUUUACAGGGACAAGGGUUAUCCCUCAGCCUUAGCACACAGAUCCCGUCCACCAUUCCUGUGUCUCCAUUCCAGUACAGGAACUCCAACCCAGGUUUCUCUUCACUCGUGAAUUCUCAUCCGUCUAUGUCGGGAGAUGGGGGUAACGGGACCAGCUCGUGUAAAGAUGACGAAAGCUCUCAAGGUAAACAGUCGAGGGAUGCUGAAUACUUGCAGCCUGGUUUUUCUGGAGCAAAUCGUGAUGCUAUCAAAGGGGAGGCAUUGAAUAACUUCCAAUACUCAGUGGGCCCCAAACUGAUGCAUUCUGAUCCAUCUCCUUACGGACUAACGGGUCUUGCAAACACUAUUCCCAACUCCAAAUACCUCAAAGCAGUGCAACAACUGCUUGAUGAAGUUGUCAAUGUUCACAAGGCUUUGAAACAAUCAGAAUCUGACAAACACCAAAAAUUCCAUGGUUCUGGUUUAAAGGAUCCCAAAGAGACUGAAGGAGAAUCAAAUGAUGGCACUCAGUUGCUUACUACCUCUGGGAACUCUUCGAAACCUCAAGAGUCCGGUACCAACAAUGCUGAGCUUUCACCUGCUGAAAGGCAGGAUUUGCAGAACAAGAUGACAAAGCUUUUGUCCAUGUUGGAUGAGGUUGAUAGAAGAUACAAGCAGUAUUAUUAUCAGAUGCAGAUUGUGGUAUCAUCUUUUGACGUGAUAGCAGGAUGUGGUGCUGCUAGACCUUAUACGGCACUGGCCCUGCAGACUAUCUCCCGUCAUUUUCGGUGUUUGCAUGAUGCAAUCAGUGGUCAGAUUCGAGCGACACGAAAGAACCUUGGCGAGCAAGAUUCUUCAACAAACAGCAGGGGGGUUGGAAUCUCUCGACUGCGUUAUGUGGACCAGCAGCUCAAGCAGCAGAGGGCUCUUCAGCAGCUUGGUAUGAUGCAGCAGCAUGCUUGGAGGCCACAGAGGGGGCUCCCUGAAAGCUCUGUUUCUAUUCUUCGUGCUUGGUUGUUUGAGCACUUCCUUCAUCCGUAUCCAAAGGAUUCUGAUAAAAUCAUGCUAGCUCGGCAGACAGGCUUAACUAGGAGUCAGGUCUCAAAUUGGUUUAUAAAUGCACGGGUUCGACUCUGGAAGCCCAUGGUUGAGGAGAUGUACAAAGAAGAGACUGGUGACACUGAAAUUGAUUCAAAUUCAUCAUCUGAAAAUGCACCAAAAGCAGGAAGGGAUGAUAACGAGGCACCCAAGGAUAAGGGGGAAGAUUUUCAGCAAACUAUGAGUACAGUGACUGAUAGAUGCCAGCCUGAACCAUUUCAUGACUCAAAAUCCAAUCUUGUCCCUGAUAUAGAAAUGUCUGGACCGGACGCAGAAGCUGCCUUUCAGGAUGAUACCCAUAAAGGAGAUGAUACUGAUUAUGGGGGGAUGAAAUUAAGGGAAGAUCAAAGACCCAGUUUAGAUGAUUGUAGCCUUUUCCAGGAUGCACUUGUUCAGUCUGACAGGAAUGGUGGUGUGAGGUUCAUGGGUGCCGCUGCUGCAUAUGAGAUGGCCGAGUUGGGUAGGUUUGGGAGCAGCAGUGGGGUGUCGCUCACUUUGGGGUUGCAGCACUGUGAUGAAAGUGGCCUGCCCAUUUCUGGCAGUACCCCUCACAAUUUUGUCACAUUGAGAGGUGAUGAAAUGUACAACACAGUAGCUACUUCUGGGGGCCCUGACACAGCUGAUUACGAACGACACAGGUUUAGUUCCUCACAUCUAUUUCAUGAUUUUGUAGCAUGAUGUGAUGCUUGCGUCGCAGGUCAAUGAUAAGAACCUUAGUUCUUCUCAAGGAGGGUGAAGAAACAAUAAAAUUAGCAAUAAUAAUGUUAGCCCAUGGGCUAUCCUUUGGGUGCCUUUCAUCCUGCUUGCAAACUGUUAAAGAAUGUUUCAUCAAAAAAAUUGCUAAAGAAUGAAACUUAGUAGUAUAGAAACAUGGAUAUGUCAAAACACAGCUGUAGUAUAGCAAGAGAUUGGUGGGGAGGUAGCAUAUUUGUAAAGAUAAGAUGCAUUUUUUUUUUCUCUUUUUUGUGUAUUCUGUUGAAGAAGAAACUUUGUACAAUUAUUUUCAGUUGGAAUUGAAGAGAAGGGAUUAAUCUCAUUCGGAUGGGAUGAAACUUUUUCUUAUCAAAAUGCUGUUAACUAUCCUGAUGGUUAUUAAAGCGGUUCUCUUUCUUUUUCA